This is a messenger RNA of Lodderomyces parapsilosis, 1632 nucleotides long. RefSeq names its product ubiquitin-specific protease. NCBI's taxonomy places the organism in Eukaryota, Fungi, Ascomycota, Pichiomycetes, Serinales, Debaryomycetaceae. Gene Ontology annotation, molecular function: zinc ion binding; cysteine-type deubiquitinase activity. Gene Ontology annotation, biological process: protein deubiquitination. The transcript has a single exon. The record is from RefSeq and is a predicted model, not a curated record. Bases 1 to 1632 code for a protein of 543 amino acids.
AUGUCAUCACGAAAUACAACUCCUGCACCUCAACCCACUGACCUUCCCGAUGGCGAACAUAUAAAAAAGGAGUUCCUGAAUGAUUCCCUUAGUCUAUCCAAUGGUUUUAAGGAGGGUGGUUAUAUAUCUAGUCAGCUUCCCCAUUUUCAACCAGAUAAUUUUGAGUCGAUAAAAUCGUGCAUACAUUUGGACCAAGUGUUGGAUUCGCGGGCCAAAGACACAGUUUUUGAUACAUAUCGACAGGCAGUCAUGGUAUCUCAGCCCAUAGAUGAAACAUUUCUAUACAAGUCCAAAAAGGAUGGCACUGUGAUUAGUCAUGAUCAAAUUCUAGGCAAAAUGUUAUCGGGACUAAGAUGUACCGAUUGUGAGGUUUCCGAUUUUUGUCAAGUUAUGAUAUGUCUACAAUGCCCUCAUGUUGGGUGUCAAGAACACUCACAGUUGCACUACAAAGGAACUUUGCAUAUGUUUGCCAUUGACCUGAAUUUAAGUUUGUUGUAUUGUUUUAAAUGCAAUGAGUAUAUCAAUCACCCUGAGCUAGAGAAGUUGAGAUUGGAAGUAAUGCACAUUGCUGACAUUGUUACUGACGAUGAAGAAGGUAACAUUGCUAACUACACAAGCCCGAACAAACUUGCUGCCAAGGGACUUAAAGGAUUUGUCAAUUUAGGUGCUACUUGCUUCAUGAGCUCAACAUUGCAAACUUUUGUGCAUAACCCAAUCAUCAAAAGCCAAUUCUUUAACAACGAUCUACACUACUUUAAUUGCAAUUAUCUUCAUGAUCAGAAUGUUAAUGGUAACAUUGGAGAGCAAAAUGCUUGCAUCACUUGCAGCAUUGAUUUGAUUUUCAAAGAGGUCUUUUCACUGAAAACUAACGAAGGUUUGGGUAUCACGAAUUUACUUACUACUGCUUGGUACAAGCAAAAAUCAUUGGCUGGCUUUCAAGAGCAAGAUGCUCAUGAGUUUUGGCAAUUUGUAUUGAAUGAAUUUCAUCAGGAUCACCACAGAAUCCGAACACAAUUGGGCGACGUACCCAAAGAGGAGACAUGUACAUGUAUCACUCAUUCAACAUUUUCAUUUGAACUACAAAGCUGCGUCAAGUGCAAAUCAUGCGAAGCAGUCACCGAAACAGUUGAUCCCAUGAUUGACUUAUCUUUGGAAAUUAACCACUUGAAAAAGCAACAAAAUGUCGACCUAUACGACUGUUUGGAUUUGUUCACACAGGAAGAAAAACUAGAUGCCAUGAUAUCCUGCAAACAAUGUUCCACGCAAUCGCGAGCUACAAAAACUUUGAAAUUGAAGAGCAUUCCUCCAGUGUUGUCAAUUCAGUUGAAAAGAUUCAACCACAACAUAAUGAAUGAUACGUCAUCGAAGGUGGAAACACCAGUUAAAGUACCACUUUAUUUGAACAUUGCUCCUUAUUGUGUCGAUCCAAACUCAACAAAGGACUUAGUGUAUGAGCUAUUUUCAGUCAUCUGUCAUAUCGGUUCGGUAAACACUGGUCAUUAUGUUGUAUAUACCAAAACCCCUCAAAACCAAUGGCUCAAAUUUGAUGACAGUGUUGUUUCCAUUGCUGAACAGAAAGACGUGGUCAACUCUAAUGCAUAUUUAUUAUAUUAUAUAAUUCACCAUGUAUAA